UCGAGUCUUUUGUGCCCUCGCCGCCGCCCCCCAAACGGGAUCUGCCAUCGCCACCGCCCCCAACCAUCACCCCUCGCCGCCGCCCCCAACCAUCACCCUCGCCGCCGCCCCGCAACCACCGCCGCCGCUGACUACCCUCCACUCUGACCACUGCCGCAGUCGCCCCCAGCACCCCACCUUGGCGCCGCCGAGCACCAACUAUCACGGAUCUAAGCCACCGCCCGCCGGCCCAGUUGCCGAGCCACUCAACCACCGACCACCAUCCUUGGCCGAACGAUCCAUCGCCACGACCCUACUCCGCGAGCUUGCUUGCCCGAGCAGCAGUUGUCACCGGAGCAUCGAGCGGGGCCGCCUCCUCUACGUGACUACGUCCUCUGCCCCAAGCAGCGGACCGUCCGUCCCCUCCUACGAGCAACCCUACCUCCUCAACAUCCUCUCCCUUGGUGUUGUUUGAGUAUUACUAAUUUGCAAGAUUGAUCAUCAGAGCUAGCAGCAGUGAAAGUAAACUGCAUCUUUCGAUGAAGUUGACAACGACAGCUACGGAUACAAACGGGGAAAAAGAAUACAUUAUGGAGACUAUGCAAUGCUUUCUAUUUGCUAGAGACAACCUCCCCAACGACGUGUACCGUGAGUUUCUCAAGACCAUGACCGAGGUUUGGAAAUACUGGGCUGACCCUGAUGGUGAAAUAAGGAACAUCUGCCCUGAAAACUGCAUAGAGACGGCGUUGAAGCUAUUCCCGGGCUGGGCUACAGUUAAGCAGAGCUUCCUGAACUUUACUGAAGGCCGUAGCCCCAUCGAAGGCAAUGAAAAUGUCGAUGCUGAUGUUGAAGCCGUUGUUGUGAACCCCUUGCUACAUGAACCAAUGGAUUUUCUUUCCAGAUUGAAGAACUAGGCCCAGUUCUAAUUGAUUGGCGGGUUCCCGGUGUGGUCUUUUACUUGCUAUGUUGCGUCGCUUGAGAAAAGAGUGAGUAAAGAUGCUGAAAGAAUGUGUCUGUAAUUCUACUUGAAUCAUUGGCAGCAAUUUU
Triticum aestivum (bread wheat) is the source of this 1026-nucleotide messenger RNA. RefSeq lists its product as uncharacterized. The transcript is spliced from 4 exons. The record is from RefSeq and is a predicted model, not a curated record. Lineage: Eukaryota; Viridiplantae; Streptophyta; Magnoliopsida; Poales; Poaceae. The coding region runs from base 519 to 893 and encodes 124 amino acids.